UUAAUGUAAGCAAUUUGCUUUGAUAUUUCUCGUUUCCUAUACCUUUAGCAACGUUUACAAACUUGUAAAGCAUGUCUCUGCCUGCGGUAUCGUUCCUCAAAGCUGCCUCGUGCUAAGACAAAAUUAGCUCUGGACAAGUGCCGUGCUUCAGUGUGUAUAUCAAGAAAUAAGAUAAAAAUGCAUCUGGAUGUAGAUGUUUUCAGAGUGUAUAGGUGUGUACGAAUGAGUUUGUAAAAUUGUAUGGUUAAAUUAAUUGCAUAAACGCACUUUGGCUGGCUGGCUAGCUGGCGUGUUUCUACUUUUAAGAACACGUGGUGAUCGUGGUUGUAUGUUGUUAUAUUCCUCAGGUGUCCAGAGUAAGAAGUGAUGGCCUCGUCUUCAGGUUGCAUGCGUUAACAACGAUCUUGAUGCUGUUAUUCUCCGUAAUUAUUAGCAGCAAACAAACCGUGGGAAAUCCAAUAGAAUGUGUACAUACGAGAGACAUACCAGUAGAAGCCUUCAAUGCGUAUUGUUGGAUACACAGUACUUAUUUCAUGACUGGUGCUAUGCUCGGUGUCGCAGGAACAAAUGUUGCCUUUCCAGGUGUCGCUUCGUCUUUUGGCAUUUUACAAGCACGUUAUCAGGAUAAAAAUUAUCAUCAUUUCAACAACGAUCAAAAGCAGAGAGUCAAGUAUUAUCAAUGGGUUGCCUUCAUGCUUAUCUUUCAGAGUUUCCAACUUGAAGAUAAUAGAUAAGAUUGAAAUGGUAGCUUAGUAGUUUUAUUUAAUUAGCUAAUACAAAAUUAC
Molecule: messenger RNA, 785 nt
Organism: Polistes dominula (European paper wasp)
Lineage: Eukaryota; Metazoa; Arthropoda; Insecta; Hymenoptera; Vespidae
Product: innexin shaking-B
Cellular component (GO): gap junction; plasma membrane
Molecular function (GO): gap junction channel activity
Source: RefSeq, a predicted model, not a curated record